This is a messenger RNA of Alternaria arborescens, 408 nucleotides long. RefSeq lists its product as hypothetical. Lineage: Eukaryota; Fungi; Ascomycota; Dothideomycetes; Pleosporales; Pleosporaceae. The record is from RefSeq and is a predicted model, not a curated record. Bases 1 to 408 code for a protein of 135 amino acids. The transcript has a single exon.
AUGGCGACCCCUACGCUUAUCAACCCUUCGUUGACCGCCGCGAUAUGCUCGCUCGAACACAAAGCCUGGGCAGCUCUGUGUAGUUCUGGCGCCGACCUCGUCCCGCUUCUCUCGAGCAACCCAGUCAUGGUCUUUCCGGGUGACCUCAUCCUUACUUCGGUGUCCUCUCCAACAGUCCAUGCAAUGCUGCAAGGUCCCGAUUUCAAGCCCUGGAAGUCGUACCAACUCAGUCAUGACGAGGUGGUCAUAUUGGGCAAGGACAGCGCCUUGAUCUAUUAUCGCGUAGAAGCGUCAAGAGACAGCGAGACAUUUAGGGCUAUAUGUUCGAGUGCGUGGGUGCUGGAGGGGCCUACAGAUGGCGCGACAGGCGGCUGGAAGAUGGCCCAUCAUCAGCAGACACUGAUCUAG